Suhomyces tanzawaensis NRRL Y-17324 is the source of this 2355-nucleotide messenger RNA. It is a transcript of the gene SCH9, whose product is annotated as serine/threonine protein kinase. The record is from RefSeq and is a predicted model, not a curated record. The transcript has a single exon. Bases 1 to 2355 code for a protein of 784 amino acids. Gene Ontology annotation, biological process: protein phosphorylation. NCBI's taxonomy places the organism in Eukaryota, Fungi, Ascomycota, Pichiomycetes, Serinales, Debaryomycetaceae. Gene Ontology annotation, molecular function: protein serine/threonine kinase activity; ATP binding.
AUGGCUGACUUUGCUAAGUCCAUCUUUGGUUUCGGAGGCUUCAAAAACAGAGACCCGUCGCCCCAGCCUGGCCACUCUCGACCACAGGGCCUGCAAGCGCCGCCCUCCUCCCACCACCACCACCAGUCACACCCCCAGGCGCCUCCCUCUGCAUCCUCCCUCUCUGCAUCCUCUCCCGACUACCCGCUCGUCCCAGCAUCCUCCCACGACCAGUACUCACAGCAGUACCCGUUGGCAGAUGACAUCGACAACCAAAACAAGUUCUUCCCCAAGGGCUUGGGCCAUGUCACGCCCACCACGGCGGUGUCGGACCAUUCCAUGGCCUACGGCACCACCUCCACCGCCAACACCUCCACCAACCUGGAGGCGUUCUUGAACCAGACGUUCAAAACAAACGAGUUUGCCCACAAGCAGCACCAGCAGUUCGACAAGUUCUACCCGCCACAGAACCAGCCACAACCACCAGCCCAGUUCCUCGGAGCCGCCCACCCCGUCCAGGCGUACGCCUCCGACGGCCAGCUGCCGCUCAUCAUCACCACCGACGAGACAGGCCAGAACAUCAACACCCAGUCCCGCAACAGCCAGCCCAAGGGCAAGUUGAAGUUGACCAUCUUGGAGACCAGAGACGUGGAUGCAGCCCAGCCUUACAUCGUGUGCACGUUUGAAAGCUCGGAGUUUGUCACCAACGCCCCCAGCUCCUACGGCAAGUCCCCCUCCAACUCGCCAUUCAAUGGCCACAAACAACAGCCCCCAUUAAACGGCAACUUGAACGCACAUUUGCACAACUCCAACCAUCCUGCGUCUCGUGCCCUUCCCAUGAAGAACUCCAACCGUCCUGCCAUGUACCAGCGGCAAUCGUCGACCCAGCACCUCCAGUUGUAUUCGGAGCCUUCCAACCCCGUCAUCAACCACGAGGCCUUUUUCGAUGUGGUGGGCUCCAAGUCGGAGUUAGAUAUUUCGGUCUAUGAUGCCGCAAGAGACGAUUCCUUCUUGGGCCACGCCAGAAUCUUUCCUUCCACCAUUGCCAAUAAGAAGUCACAGGGCGAGUGGUUGCCAUUGAAGGCUAGGGUUGUUGGCGAACGCGUGUCCUCGGGCGCUGUUAAGAUCAGUUGGGAAUAUACCUCGUUGGACAACAAAAAAUCGUAUGGUCCGGAUGAUUUCGAGGUCUUACGUCUUUUGGGUAAGGGUACUUUCGGUCAAGUUUUCCAAGUCAAGAAGAAUGACACUGAUAGAAUUUAUGCCAUGAAGGUGCUUUCCAAGAAAGUCAUUGUCAAAAAGAAAGAAAUUGCUCACACCAUAGGGGAACGUAAUAUUUUGGUUCGUACAUCAGCAGCAGCCUCUCCGUUCAUUGUUGGUCUCAAGUUCUCUUUCCAAACACCAACGGACUUGUAUUUGGUUACUGAUUAUAUGUCUGGAGGUGAAUUAUUCUGGCACUUACAAAAGGAAGGAAGAUUCGCCGAAGACAGAGCCAAAUUCUAUAUUGCAGAAUUAGUUUUGGCCUUGGAACACUUACACGACAACGAUAUUGUCUAUCGUGACUUGAAGCCAGAAAACAUCUUGUUAGAUGCUAAUGGUCACAUUGCUCUCUGUGAUUUCGGUUUGUCUAAGGCAAACUUGAACAAUGACGGUACAACCAACACAUUUUGUGGUACCACGGAAUACUUAGCCCCAGAAGUUUUGCUUGAUGAAUCUGGAUAUACCAAGAUGGUUGAUUUCUGGUCGUUGGGUGUGCUCAUUUUUGAGAUGUGUUGUGGCUGGUCGCCAUUCUACGCUGACAAUACUCAACAGAUGUACAAAAACAUCGCCUUUGGCAAGGUCAGAUUUCCAAAGGAGGUAUUGAGUCCCGAAGGUAGAUCUUUCGUGAAGGGUUUGUUGAACAGAAACCCAAAGCAUAGACUAGGGGCCACAAAUGAUGCAAGGGAAUUGAGAGCUCACCCAUUUUUCAGUGACAUUGAUUGGAACUUAUUGAAAGCCAAGAGCAUUCCUCCUCCAUUCAAGCCACACUUGACUUCCGAAACCGAUACCUCUAAUUUCGAUCCCGAGUUCACCUCUGAGUCUACUUCGGUGUUGAAGAAGCAAAUGGAAAUGGCAUCGACCCCUUUGUCUCCAGGAAUCCAAGCUAACUUUAAGGGAUUCACAUAUGUGGAUGACUCUGCCAUGGAAGAUCACUUUGGUAAGUCUCACAGAAUGAAUACCUUCAAAAACCCUGGCUCAUUUAUUCCAGGAAACCCCAACUUACCACCGGAUGAGGAUGUUAUAGAUGAUGACCAAAUCGACGAAGAAGAUGAAAUGGAAACAGACGAGGAUCAUCAUAUGGAUGACGAAGAGUUUGUUAAUGGAAGGUUUGACUUAUAG